Nilaparvata lugens (brown planthopper) is the source of this 3204-nucleotide messenger RNA. RefSeq names its product O-acyltransferase like protein. NCBI's taxonomy places the organism in Eukaryota, Metazoa, Arthropoda, Insecta, Hemiptera, Delphacidae. The transcript has 16 exons. The record is from RefSeq and is a predicted model, not a curated record. Gene Ontology annotation, molecular function: acyltransferase activity, transferring groups other than amino-acyl groups. The coding region runs from base 154 to 2394 and encodes 746 amino acids.
UUCACAAUAUAGUUCAGUACUUGAUUCGUUUGGACUGUGAGCUAAUAGUCGGCUGAUAGGCCCACUCGUGGUAUAGUAGGUGUAGGUGCUGGAUGAUCACCGUAGCAAAAACCUGACUAUUCUCUUCUUUCUCCUCAAUCCUCUCCCACUCAAAUGUUCAAUAGAGUGGUCUUCUUAAUGCACGCGCUAUGCUUGUGCCUGUUAGUGGCGUGCGCGAGCGUGACUGCGCUGGACGUGUCAGACGUGGAUGUGUGGUGGGGCGUGAGACGCGUGUGGCGUCAACAGGCGCCUCAUGUCGACGCCGAGCACAGCGACGCCCAGCAGGAACUCGCUCGGAUGGGUGGAGUUUGCAGGCGUCACGUCGACCAGUUCAUCGAUGGAGUUGAAGCUGAUAACACCUGGGCUAUCAAGGUGUGGGACACGAGCGGCCACUACCCAGGCCAACUGUACGCGGGCGACCGUCACUGGCUGGGCUCUCUCUCACUCUGCAGCGACCUCAACGCUGAGUUCAUAGCCAACAAGUCCUUCUCCCGGCCCCCCUUCCCUCUCACAUUCUAUGUCGCCACUCUCAAGCUGAUGACCACCUCGUUGCCCCGGCCCGAUCAGAAAACACCAGUCAACAUUGGUCUUUGUUUGCCAAAAUCCUGCUCACUAGAGGACAUACAGCAUCUACUGAACAGUGGCAAAAACUUCAAGUUGGCAUCGCUUCGCCACAUUAAAGGCGAAUAUCAAUUUUGGAACGAUACCAGCUUCUCUCUAUUGAUGUUUACAUUCUUUGUUGUUGGAUCUCUCAUGAUCGCCGGAACCUGGUACGAUUUGACGAUUCUACAACCAGCGAUAACUUGCGAGAAGGUGGCUCUAGCAAUGUACGGCAAUAACAAUAACAAUGGUAGUAUCCUCCAACACAAAAAUAAUCAAACUGGAUGCAAUAAUAUGGACAGUGGUGAAAUUAAACAAGCAAACAAACAGAUGGCGAAAAAUCCUGGACAAGAGCCAAUAAAAAAGGAAAUUAGAUUCAAAGGAAUAACAACGGUGGUUCCACCAACUGGCUCUGCGUCUAAAGCGCUUGAACGAGUUUCCGAAGUUUUGAAAGCAUUUUCAGUGCCAGCCAAUGUGAAGAAGAUCUGCAGUUUGGAAGCCAAUGAGGACACUUUGACUCCUCUGCAUGGACUGAGGGUGAUCAGCAUUCUUUGGGUCAUCAUGAUCCACACCUGUCUUGUCAUAUUCCAUGUUGCAAACAAUAAGCUCUACCGAUCCAAAGCAGAGGAAGACUUUUUGUAUCAUACUCUCAGCAGUGGUACAUUUUCGGUUGAUACCUUCUUUUUUGUAAGUGGCCUCCUCAUCUCUUUCCUGUACUUUCGAACCCGGAGUAAGUUCGACCUACAAGAGUUCACCAAACAGGAAGAUGGACUGAAGGGACAAGGCAUACAAUUCAGCUCUAUGAUUGUUUACAGAUUUUUCAGGCUGACCCCUCCUUACCUGAUAAUGAUUUGGAUAGUGGACGUAUCAAUGAAGCAUUUCCGAGAUCACUCAGUGCUCGAGUUCCCAUCAAUGGACUAUCAGAACUGUGAGAACUACUGGUGGAGGAAUAUUCUCUAUAUAAAUACUAUGUUUCCGUCAGUUGAGAGGUGUAUGUCUUGGAGCUGGUAUUUGGCAAAUGAUAGCCAAUUCUAUGUGAUUGGAGCAAUACUUCUAAUUAUUUCAAAACGGUACUUCCAUGUGGCAGCCGGAUUAGUGAGUACAUUGUUUGUACUAGGGUGGGGAGCUACAGCCGUGGUUUCAUUGAGCCAUAAACACAUUACUGACCCCAAAGAGCCCCUGGCCAAUUACGAUGAACUUUACGACAAGCCUUGGGCAAGAAUUGGACCAUAUCUGGUUGGCCUCUGUACAGGAUGGCUCCUCUUCCAUCUCAAAUGCACUAUAACCCUCAGCAAGACUUGGGUGUAUGUAGUGUGGUCAGCGACAGGCGUGACUCUGCUGAGUGUGGUGUAUGGUCUGCACUACAUCAAGCUGGGCCCGACCACAUCAGCCAUGUAUGUGGCACUGUGUCACACCGCCUGGGCCCUCGCACUCGCCUGGGUCGUCAUAGCUUGUGUCACAGGAUACGGAGGACGUCUGAACAGCAUUCUGUCAUGGAAAUACUUGUACCCAUUCAGCAGACUGACAUACUGUGUCUAUUUGAUUCAUCCUCAACUCAUGCGCAGUGCAGUUCUAGCAGCUGAAAGCCCCAUGCAUAUAUCACGAGAUUUGAUGAUAGUUCAAUUCCUUGGAUUCACAGUUGCCUCCUACAUGUUGGCGUUUGUGUUUUCACUAUCAUUUGAGGCACCUUGCAUUUCAUUGCUCAAGAUGUUGCAUCCCCAGAAAAGACAUAAAAACACUGCAAUCGAUACCUGACAUCAUUCAUCAUAAAGACAGUCAAAGUGAAAAUAUAAUAACCCAUUAACAUUCAAGUUACUGAGGGAAAAUUAUCUUUCUUCCAGUGUUUCAUGUGAGUUUAAAUGAAAUGUAAACUUUGGUAAUGUGUUCAAACAAAGCACUGAAAUUUUAUUACAAAGCAUAAAAAUGUUUGUUUCAAAUGAAGGCUGACAAGUUUGCAGAUAAACAAGCAAUGUACCUAGAAUACAUGGUACAAUGUGAACAAUGCAUGGUAAUGCAUUCUAGGUACAUUGAUAAACAAGUAUCAAGGGAGAGGGAGGAAUUCACUUGUGUAUUUACUUAGAUAUCAUGGGUCUUCAGUGUUGAUUCAGUCAAGUAUCAAUAUACAAUAAUAAUUGUAAGUGUAAAAUGAGGUAUGAAGUGAAAAUAAGCUUAGCAUUUAUAUUGUAAAAUUAUAGAAGUGUGAGGGAAGAACCUGACAAUCAUUUCCCAAUUAUUACCGAAGAGGGGUUCAAUUACAAGCGAGUAUAUCUAGAAUACUAAAUAUUCGAAUAGAUAAAUAGAUUUCAUAAGUAAAAAAAAUGUCCAUGUUCCGAACCAUAAAGGUAGGCAUACUUCAACUGCUACUAUACAAUCAUAGAAACUAUAUUCAUCAAAGCCUCGUGCGCAAUCAACAUGACCAGAGUUUUCUACCAACUGUUAAUCAAAUAUUUAAACAAAACUAUAUUUCUACAGUAGAACUACCGUACCAUAGACCAGUAAUACUAAAUGUAUUCUACAGCGAUUCUGCUGUAUGUUUUGUAAAUACAAUAAAAAAUAUAUUAAUAA